UUUCAGCAUGAAUCGGAUUCCUUCAACACCCGUCGAUGCGACGAAGAAAUCGGAUCAGUCGAAAUCCGAAUCGCCAAACUCCGAAAAAGAAGGGGAAUCCAAGCCGGGCACUCCGAACACUUCGAGUCCUUCGAGAGAGUCCGAGAUAUCCAAGCCGGUGCCGGACGGGGAUGAGGACGUCUUGCCCAAGCCCGUCUACGACCCGAGGGCCAGGGCUCGCCGACCCAGCAUCUACGCGAUCCGCACGGAGGUCUUCGACGACGUCGUCAUGAACAAGCCACGCAAAGAUCGUCGCGUGCACUUCAACGUGUCCCCCGGAGAGCUGGGCAUGAACCCGCCGUCAAUCGCCUGGUUCAUGUGCCUCUGCUUCACCAUGUUCUCGCUGACACUGUCCGUGCUCUUAAUCGCCUACUACGUCAACAGGAACGGUAUUCCCACGCCGCCACUACAAGUUACCAAGAAGCCUUCUCAGGUUUCAGAACAGCCGCCCGAUAGCAACGUCUCGACAAGUAUUAGUGUAGGAACGCUCGACCGUCAGCCAGAAGACGAUGACGAGGUCCCGGGACGGGAGUUCAUUCCAGACGAAGUGCUCUAUAAGGAAUAAAGAAGUAUGCUUGAUAUCAUAAAAUAUGCGAAAAUGAAAAGCA
Messenger RNA from Ixodes scapularis (black-legged tick), 647 nucleotides. RefSeq lists its product as uncharacterized. The coding region runs from base 8 to 604 and encodes 198 amino acids. The record is from RefSeq and is a predicted model, not a curated record. NCBI's taxonomy places the organism in Eukaryota, Metazoa, Arthropoda, Arachnida, Ixodida, Ixodidae. The transcript is spliced from 7 exons.